AUGUUCGCUAAAUGCAUCACCUCCAUCCUCCUUAUCUCCUUCCUGAUGAUUGGAUUAUCUACUCAACAAGUGGUUGUUCCAACCUAUUCAGCUGCAGCCUAUGCAUAUGCCUAUCCAUCUGUAUAUUCUCCAUAUCUUACUGCUGCUGCUGCUUAUCCAUCUGUUUGGGCAUGGGGAUCCAAUAAGAAUAAGGGAGGAGAUGCUGCUCCAGUCCCACCACAAUCCACUCUUUUGAACAACAAUCAGAAAAGUGCUUGA
Messenger RNA from Caenorhabditis remanei, 258 nucleotides. RefSeq lists its product as uncharacterized. The transcript has 2 exons. The record is from RefSeq and is a predicted model, not a curated record. Lineage: Eukaryota; Metazoa; Nematoda; Chromadorea; Rhabditida; Rhabditidae. Bases 1 to 258 code for a protein of 85 amino acids.